AUGUCGAAGACGCAUCCGGAGACCACGCCCACGGGUGGAGAGCAACGACGACGGGACCUAUCCGUCGCGCUGUUCGUGUGCGCCACCCCCGGGAGCUACAACGUCACCGUUUCGGUGGACGGAGUGGUGAUGCCCAUGUGCCCCCUCCAGAUCGACGUCGGACCCGGACCCGCUAGCGCGCACAAGAGCGAGGUGCAGGGGAAGGACAACCAGGUCGUCGAUUUAGGUGGCAUGGGGAAGUUUACCGUCGUGGCGCACGACGAGUUCGGGAAUCUUUGCCAUGAGGGUGGCAGUCGCUUGGGCGUGCGCGCCCUGGGCCACGUGAAGCUGCUCGAGGUCACCGACAACGAGGACGGGACCUAUCAGGUCGUGUACUCCGUGCCGGAGUGGGCGCAGGGACCAGUGAAGAUCGAGGUGCUGCUCGACGGCGUCCGCUUGAGAGACUCGCCGGUCGUCCCGCAGGCUGGGCUGCCUCUCUGCGGCGCGGCGGGCGCGUCGGCACGAGUCCCUGCGCACCUGCUCGUUCUGCUCCUGGUGGCUCCGCGUUCGGCGACGCGCCUGGAGAUGGCUGGGGUUGGAAAGGAAGGCGGCGGUGGAGCACGCUUGUGA
Prorocentrum cordatum is the source of this 609-nucleotide messenger RNA. NCBI's taxonomy places the organism in Eukaryota, Dinophyceae, Prorocentrales, Prorocentraceae. The record is from the annotation of a GenBank genome assembly.